Messenger RNA from Scheffersomyces coipomensis, 834 nucleotides. RefSeq names its product acetate uptake transporter family protein. Bases 1 to 834 code for a protein of 277 amino acids. Gene Ontology annotation, molecular function: acetate transmembrane transporter activity. Gene Ontology annotation, cellular component: plasma membrane. The transcript has a single exon. The record is from RefSeq and is a predicted model, not a curated record. Lineage: Eukaryota; Fungi; Ascomycota; Pichiomycetes; Serinales; Debaryomycetaceae.
AUGUCUUCCAGAGAAUCCACUGAAGAAUCUAUUCAAUCAGUUAAUAAAGAGUUAGGUCCAUCCUCUGGCAAUGACUCUCUUGAUUCAUUACCUCGUAAAACAGUUACUUACUCAGGUGACAAUAAUGAAUUCGUUAUCAUCGACAACAAGAAAUAUCACAGACAUGAAUUAAUGCAAGCUUUUGGUGGUACUUUCAAUCCAGGGUUAGCUCCACCACCAACUCGUUCAUUUGGUAAUCCAGCUGUUCUUGGUUUAGCCGGUUUCUCAUUACCAACUUUUAUUCUUGGUCUUUUUAAUGCUCAAGUAAAAGGUAUUGAAAUUCCAAAUCUUAUUAUCUCAUUAUGUUUCUUCUAUGGUGGUGUUACUCAAGCUCUUGCUGGUGUUUGGGAAAUGUUUAUUGGUAAUACUUUUGCUGCAACUACCUUUUUAAGUUAUAGUGGUUUCUGGUUUUCUUAUGGUGCUAUUUUAACUCCUGCUUUUGGUAUCUUAGAUGCUUAUGCUGCAGCUCCUGAACAAACUUAUCAAGCUAUUGGUUUAUAUCUUUUAGGUUGGACUGUUUUAACUUUUAUGUUCUUCUUAUUAACUUUAAAAUCAACUGUUGCAUUCAUAGGUUUAUUCAUUACUUUAUUACUUUCUUUCCUGCUUUCAACUGCUGGUUAUUUAACUGGUAAUUUUUACUUAGUGAAAGUUAGUGGUGGUUUUUCAAUUGCCUGUUCUAUCUUUGGUUGGUAUCUUGCUUGGGCUGGUGCAGUCAAUCCUCAAAACAGUUAUUUCACUUAUUAUGCUUUACAAAUUCCUACCGUAUCUUUUGGAGGUAAAAAGAAUAAAGCUUAA